Messenger RNA from Amorphotheca resinae ATCC 22711, 347 nucleotides. RefSeq lists its product as hypothetical. The coding region runs from base 64 to 291 and encodes 75 amino acids. Lineage: Eukaryota; Fungi; Ascomycota; Leotiomycetes; Helotiales; Amorphothecaceae. The record is from RefSeq and is a predicted model, not a curated record. The transcript has a single exon.
CAAAAACACUUUCGAGAUUCUCUGAGAGAGCGUGACGAAGGCUGCGCCAUUACGGGAUACAAGAUGGUUGAACUUGCAGGACUUCACGCGGCGCAUAUCUUUCCUGUUGCAAGGCAAGCCAGGUGGAACGCGAAUAGCUAUGCUACAUGGAUCUCGGAUACCUCACCGGGGCUAAACGAUGAGCCUCCUCUUCUGGAAGGGACCGGAAGAAGAUAUAGAGGGUUUAUACUGGGCUGUUUACGCCAUUGUUAUGGAGAAGAAGCCUGGCUGUUAUGCGUGCUUAUAUAUUAGGUCUGGGAUUGAUGUUGAUCAGGUAGCGACAGUGAUAGUAAUAGCGAUAGUGAGAG